AAGGCGGGUGUUCUUCAACCAACCAACUACUCUGCUUGGGCCGCACCUAUUGUGUUGGUGAAGAAGGCCAACGGGACGAUCCGGUUGUCCGCAGAUUUCUCCACCGGUCUCAUCUCGGCGCUGGAUACCAAUCAAUACCCUCUGCCUCUCCCAGACUUUUUAUUCGCGAAAGUGAAUGGGGAUAAGUGUUUCGCGAAGAUUGACUUGGCCGAUGCGUGCCUACAGGUUGAAGUAGAGGAAGAAACCCGAGAACUGCUCACGAUCAACACGCUUCGAGGUCUGUUCCAUUACACUCGACUGCUAUUUGGUGUCAAAAUAGCGCCAGCCAUAUUUCAACAGAUUAUGGAUACGGUGCUGAAGGAUGCCCCCAGCGUUGGCGCCUAUUUGGACGAUCUCAUUGUCAUGGGUUCGAACCCCCACGAACUGUUGCAGCGCCUUGAUUACGUGCUUAGUCGUAUUCAAGAAUAUGGCUUCAAAGUGCACCGAGAGAAACGCACCUUUUUCAUGUGGUCGAUAAAGUACCUCGGGUUCAUUAUUGACGAACAUGGCCGCCGUCCAGACCCGGAGAACAUUGAAGCGAUCAAACGUAUGCCAGCAUUCACAGACGUGCCGUCCCUCAGGUCUUUCCUCGGUCUCGUCAGUCACUACAGUUCGUUCCCGCCUGCCAUGCAUCGCCUUCGACGCCCACUAAAUCAGCUACUUACCAAGGACCACAAGUGGACAUGGUCAGAAGAAUGUCAACGCGCCUUUGACUCUGUCAAAUCCAUGCUAAGUUCCGAUUUGCUACUCACACUACGAUCCAUCGGUGGAAAUUGUUGUGGCGUCGGACGCCUCGAACUAUGGAAUUGGCGCAGUGAUUUCACACAACGUGUGGUCAUCCCAAAGAAGUUACAACCAGCCGUCCUGAAUCAGCUCCAUAAAGGGCACUUGGGAACAAACAGGAUGAAGGCCCUUGCUCGGAGUUAUGUCUACUGGCCUUUGAUGGACUCCCAGAUCGAGCAAGUCUCGAAAUCUUGCCUGCGGUGCGCUGAAGCAUCCAAGUCACCGGUGAAAGCCUACCUAAGCUCGUGGCCGCAACCGACCGAACCCUGGUCUCGUCUUCACAUCGAUUAUGCAGUGGGUGGCCAACACUUUUUGGUCGUGGUCGACUCUUACAGCAAAUGGCCAGGAAUUGUUCUGGCGAAAAGCCCCACAACUGCCAUCACAGUUCUGGAACUCCGGCGAUUGUUCAGUCGUUUUGGAACGCCAGAGACUAUUACCCCAACUCACCUGACGGAGUAUCACCAGCAGAGGCACCGCUCCGAAGGAGGCUUCGAACACCGCAUGACACUAUCCGGUCACAAACGAAGCAGGCUGGUCACCGCAACACCAGAAUGGAGGAACAGUUCAACCGGCAUCAUGGAGCAACCGCGCGCAUUCAGCAAAGGCCAGAGAGUGUUGGGUCGUGACUAUAGCGGCAGACGCCCUACGUGUACCCCAGGACUCAUCCUCCGCCGGCGCAGCAAAGCGCUCUACGAGAUUCAAGUUGGUCCAGCCAAAUGGAUACGCCACGCGAACCAGAUCCGGCCGACAGAUGCGCCGAUCCUGCCCACAGGACCGAGUGAUGUGAGUCUAGAAAUGCUUCUGGACACUUUUGAUGUCGGCACCAUCCCAGGAAGUCAAUCUGCUGCUUCGUCAGAGUCCCAGCCUAAGCGCGAAUUACAACCGCGACGCUGGACAGACAGGAUCCGCAAGCCAACACCGCUUUGUGUGUGGAAGCUUAUCGAGAGCUCUCCAUACACUCUCACACGCCCGGAAAUCCGAGAAUACAAAGAACGUUUCAUGUUUACAAACUUCCAGGGCAGUCUUUGGUGGGCGAGCCUGUCAAGAAGAACAGACCGAUCAAACGAGUCAGAUGCGCCUUGGAAAUCCAGAAGUACUAGAAUUUCUAGCAUUGCUCAGGACAAUGAAUGCUCUGAUUCCAUCAGUAAUCCACGAAAGAAACGCAACCGAUCUGUUAGUGACGCUCUGCCUGAUGCCUCGCACGAUGAGAACUUUCAUGACCAACCGAGAAUGAAACCGAAAAAGAGGAAACGUUUCAAAGAAGUUGGCUUUGCAGAUGAUGUUUAUUCACACAUGGAUUUUGUUGAGGAACUUGAUGUUGAUACCGGUGAAGUUCGGGCUUUGCACUCCUUACUCGAUGGCCCAACCGAACAAAUAGCAAAAGAAGAUCGCGGACGAUUCACGUCAUCCGAAAAGCCGUUGUCUUCGCUCACCAACCGUGUUUACGGGCUUGUACUGCUACCGACCCGUGAAUUGGCUUUACAGGUACAUCACCAUCUCCGAGCGCUCGCUGAGUUUAUGGAUCGUCGCCCGAGAAUCGAAGUGAUUGUUGGUGGAAUUUCGCUGCAAAAGCAGGAGAGACUACUGCGAUACAAUCCGGACAUAUUGGUAGCUACACCCGGCCGUUUGUGGCAUUUUAUUCAGCAGGGUCAUCCUCAUGUUUGCACGCUCCGAACUAUGAACAUUUUGGUGGUUGAUGAGGCAGAUCGACUUUUGGAAGCGAACCAUUUUGAGGACCUACGACAACUCUUCAACUGGUUGAACAACCACACUGCCUCUGACCCGACAAAACAGAGACGGAAACGUCAAACUCUCCUAUUCUCUGCUACCCUUGCAUUCGUGCAUCAGGGGGCCGUGAAACCUGGCGCACGUUCCAAACAGAACAAGCGCCCGUCGGCGGCCAACGCUUUGACGAAACAGCUGAAAUUGGGCAAGUGCGCUCUUCGUGAUCUUUUGGGUAUGAGCCAGCGUGCCAAAGUGUUCGACCUAUCUUCGGCCGAAGAGCUGAAUCAGACAGAUGAUUCCGAAAAUGUCAGUGGCCUGGUACUGCCUACAGGAUUACGAGAAAUGCGUUUGCUUUGUCCCGAUAAACCAUCCAAGGAUAUACGCCUGUUCUGGUUCCUCGCCUUUGGUCGACACCAUUCGGAUAUGGACAAUCAGCGUUGUCUAAUUUUUCUCAACAGUAAAGCGGGGGUUCGUCGACUGGCAGGUGUUUUGCGUCAGUUGGUAUCCGUCAAUGCGUUUUCUGUCGGAAGCCGGACCGGCAUGCAGAACGUCAAUAUAUUGCAUGCCGACAUGAUGCAAAAACAACGAUUCCGUGCUUUGGAAAGGUUUCAGGCUGACCGUUAUGGAAUUCUCUUAGCCAGCGAUGUUGCAGCUCGGGGCUUAGAUUUGGCAACCGUGGACGGAUCCAAUGCCAGUGGGGUAGCAUGGGUUGUUCACUUUGAAGUUCCUCGGACAGCAGAAUUAUACAUCCAUCGGCGCGGACGCACUGCUAGAGCCAAUCGCUUUGGGACGAGUUUACUGUUUGUAUGUCCAGAAGAAAUGCCCCUUUGGCGUAGGCUAGCGACAAGCCUCAAACGCACCGAUCCCGAUCUCCCUGAUCUACCUUCGGAGCCUUCACACUUCCAGUUAGUUGCCUGUGAAAAGAUAGUCAAUUUGGCGAAACAACUCGACCUGGCCGAACAUUCAGCCGUUCGCCGCGCGGCUAACGAAGAUUGGUUUCAACAGGUUGCAAAAGAAGUAGACAUUGAGCUGGAUUCGGACUUUGAGCAAAAGGACGAUCCCGAUGGAGUAUGUACCCCAAAAAAUAAUGAACAAAAAUCCCACAAACGACGCCAGAUACGCAAACAACUCAGUGACCUCCGCAACACUUUGUCUCAGAAGGGAUAUGGCUUCCGAAAUGUUGAACUGUCGUCUGAACUCUGCCUUGAAAGCUGCCUUCUAAGCAGCCCUAUUGAAGUGCAGCACACCAGUGGUCCACGUCUAAACACCAACAUCAAGGAUAGAUUGCCGGACCGUGAUUCACCAAUGGUGAUUAUUCAUUUGUUUCCCUGUGUUCAGCAAAUUAUAGGGGUCGCACGACUGGUCGCCUAUUCGAGGGGAUUCGCGAUCGCUGCUCAUCCGAUCGAUACCAGCCACCAGAUCAAUCCGGUGGAAUUGCGAUUUACGGAAUGUCACCGAAUAGUCCCAAGACUAUGCGCCAAAGAGCAUUGGAAACAACCGAGGCGAUAA
Molecule: messenger RNA, 4056 nt
Organism: Opisthorchis viverrini
Lineage: Eukaryota; Metazoa; Platyhelminthes; Trematoda; Opisthorchiida; Opisthorchiidae
Exons: 12
Cellular component (GO): nucleolus
Molecular function (GO): nucleic acid binding; ATP binding
Source: RefSeq, a predicted model, not a curated record